Molecule: messenger RNA, 952 nt
Organism: Racocetra persica
Lineage: Eukaryota; Fungi; Glomeromycota; Glomeromycetes; Diversisporales; Gigasporaceae
Source: the annotation of a GenBank genome assembly
UUUAGAUGAUGCAAUUGCUGGUGAGAUAGAUGUAUUAAUUACAUCUACAUUUACGUUAACAAACGAAAACUACGAAAUAAAAACAAUAAAAGUAGUUAGUGAUGAAGAUGAAUAUGGUGUAGUGGAUAGAGUGAGUGAUGUAGGCAAGUCAUCUACUCAAGAACAUAAUGUUGGCGAGUCUUCUACUCAAGAAUGCGACAACUAUGUAUUCCAUGCAGAUAAUAAACUUAUAAGAUUGAUUGAUACACCUGGAAUAGGUGAUACCAGAGGAAUCGAAUUUGAUAAAAAAAAUUUUGAAAAUAUCUUAAAGAAUAUAAGUCAACAUGAAUAUCUGAACGGAAUUUGUAUACUCCUUAAGCCUAACGUUUCACGACUGAGCAUAUUAUUCAAAUUUUGUAUACAAGAAUUAUUAUCACAUCUUCAUAAAAGUGCUAAGGACAAUAUUGUCUUCUGCCUUACCAAUACAAGAGGAACAUUCUUUCGUCCAGGAGACACACUUCCAGUACUACAAAGACAACUCCAAGAACUUAAAGAAAAUUUUAAUAUUGAAAUAAAGAUUUGUAAUGAUAUAAUAUAUUGUUUUGAUAAUGAACCAUUUAGAUUUUUAGCUGCAAAGAAGAAAGGAAUCAUAUUUCCUGAUGAUCAAAAAAGAAACUUCGUAUCUAGUUGGGAAAAAUCGUCUCAAGAAUCAGUGAGACUCCUUCAAUAUAUUACAAACCGUACACCUCAUAAAAUAGCUGAUACUAUAUCGCUCAAUAAUGCUAGACAAACUAUAAUGAUAUUUCGUGAACCUCUUGCAGAAAUAGAUAGAAAUAUUCAAGAAAAUAUCGCCGAAAUUAGAAAGCUAAAAGUAGAAAUUCAAAAUGCAGACUUAACUGGCGAGGAACUUAGAAACAAGCUAUAUUUUCCAUAUAUAAAGCUUAAGAUAAUACCAUUGGAUCGACCCAGAGUU